Molecule: messenger RNA, 1194 nt
Organism: Oryza sativa Japonica Group (Japanese rice)
Lineage: Eukaryota; Viridiplantae; Streptophyta; Magnoliopsida; Poales; Poaceae
Source: RefSeq, a predicted model, not a curated record
AAUACAAGCAGCCGCAACUUGCUUCUUCCUCGGCAUAUUCUUCUCCAUGCUCCCCCCCUCCAAAUUCCGAUUCCUUCAUGUCCACGAGGUACUCCGAAAGAGAGAGUAGUAGUUUUCUGCAAGCUAGAGAGAGCGAGGAGAGGGAGACAGUCCAGUAGGGAAGGCAACGGUUGCAGCAAAGAAAUCUCGAAUCCGUCGAUCGAUCGAGCGGAGCAAGAUCGCCAUUGGUGCAGAGGAGAGAGAAGGAGGAAGCAUUUUAGGGAGGAGGUGAGGUGAGGUGAGGUGGGCUAUAAAUAUAGUUGGGGAGGGGAGGGAAGACCCGGGAUUAGGCGAGGAGAGGGAAGGAAGGAGGGAGGGAAGGGACGCACCUUGGGGGGUGGGAAGGAGAAGGGAGAGCCAUGGGCGACGACGGUGGUGGUGAUGGCGGCGCCUCCUCCGCGGGAUUCUCCUACUUCGCCGUCUUCCACAACUACCCCCUCGUCGCCGCCUUGCUGGGCUUCGCCGUCGCGCAGUCCAUCAAGUUCUUCGUCACCCGGUAUAAGGAGAACAGAUGGGAUCCUAAGCAGCUUAUCGGUUCUGGUGGCAUGCCAUCGUCACAUUCUGCCACAGUUACAGCACUAGCUGUAGCGAUUGGCUUCCAAGAUGGUUUUGGCUGUGCCCUAUUUGCGACAGCAGCAAUAUUCGCAAGUGUGGUUAUGUACGAUGCUUCUGGUAUCAGAUUACAUGCUGGAAAGCAAGCAGAGGUGUUGAAUCAAAUAGUCUGCGAACUUCCUUCUGAACAUCCCUUGUCUGAAACAAGACCAUUGCGUGAACUCUUAGGCCAUACUCCAACCCAGGUUGUUGCUGGAGCUUUGCUUGGGUCUAUGCUAGCAACAGCAGGGCAAAUGUUCCUUGUAGUAUCAGGUUCUGUAUGAUGCUGUGUUUGAAGGUGGAUGGGAAUUGCUAGCAUUUGAAGGGGACUUGAGAAGAAGAAGAAGAGGCUUCUCCAGUGUCCUGUCACUUAGGUAUUGGUAAGAUUUGUAACAAUGAGAUGUUGUGGUGCUGUUGAAGUUUUGACGGCACGUGAUACAUGUAUGUUCAGGUGAUGUACUUCUCAGGAUUUUUGUACAGAAUAUUUGUUCGAUAACUUCAUUAUUCUGGUGAAAUCUAAAAUGUGAGUAUGUCAGUGAUGGUUGUUGAUCUACCAUUUUGUUA